Molecule: messenger RNA, 660 nt
Organism: Amphimedon queenslandica
Lineage: Eukaryota; Metazoa; Porifera; Demospongiae; Haplosclerida; Niphatidae
Product: betaine--homocysteine S-methyltransferase 1-like
Exons: 1
Source: RefSeq, a predicted model, not a curated record
GCACAAAUCGCUUUAGAAGUAAUACAGAGUUUUGACCUACCUGCUGUGAUAACACUUACAGUAUAUACUGCUAGAGGAGAGGAUGGAGUAGUAAGAACACGUGAUGGUGUCNCAAUAGGAGAAGCAUGCAAGGAUCUGAUAGAUAGAGGAGUAACAAUAACUGGAGUGAACUGCACCCGUGGGCCUGAAAUGACACUAGAGCUUGUCAACGAUAUCGUUCAAGUUUGUCCUCCCGAAAAGAUUGGAGCACUACCCAUUGCAUAUCGUACAACCCCUAAAGAACCUGGCUUCAUGGAUCUGACGGAUUCUAUCUGUCCUGCAAAUAAUCCAGUUUAUCCAAGGGGCAUGGAGCCAUUCUGUGUCUCACCGGCUGAAAUAGAAUCAUUCACAAAGUCCUGCACCAGUCUUGGUAUGAAGUACUUGGGUAUUUGCUGUGGGAACUCUGGGGAGCUCACCCGUACAAUGGCUGAGACUAUGGGUCGUAGGCCACCGGCUAGUCGGUACUUGGAUGAUACUCAGUUUGGGUUGCUAAAGAAAUUAAAAAUGAGUGGACAAUUAUAAACUAACAUUUUAAUAUAAAGUGUGCGUAACAUACUUGCAAUUGUAAUCAAUGUGUAAAGUGUUAAGAUUUUUGACAAAGUGUUUUGCAGAAUUCAUUAA